Messenger RNA from Symphalangus syndactylus (siamang), 2502 nucleotides. It is a transcript of the gene NMBR, whose product is annotated as neuromedin B receptor. Gene Ontology annotation, molecular function: bombesin receptor activity. Gene Ontology annotation, biological process: bombesin receptor signaling pathway. Gene Ontology annotation, cellular component: plasma membrane. The record is from RefSeq and is a predicted model, not a curated record. NCBI's taxonomy places the organism in Eukaryota, Metazoa, Chordata, Mammalia, Primates, Hylobatidae.
UGUGUGGACAGACCCCUCCCCAGGUCCUGAACUCUUAAGGACGUGGCGCUGUGAGGCGCGCCCCAUGGGCAGUAAACCUGCAGGGGCGAGAGGGAGGGACAUCGAUUAAACCCAAAUCGUGGGCGUUCAGUCCUCAGGGCACUGGAGCGCGUGAAAACUCCAGCGGACUCUUCUGGAGAGGAGAUCAUGCCCUCUAAGUCUCUUUCCAACCUCUCGGUGACCACCGGCGCGAAUGAGAGCGGUUCCGUUCCCGAGGGGUGGGAAAGGGAUUUCCUGCCGGCCUCGGACGGGACCACCGCAGAGUUGGUGAUCCGCUGUGUGAUCCCGUCCCUCUACCUGCUCAUCAUCACCGUGGGCUUGCUGGGCAACAUCAUGCUGGUGAAGAUCUUCAUCACCAACAGCGCCAUGAGGAGCGUCCCCAACAUCUUCAUCUCUAACCUGGCGGCCGGGGACUUGCUGCUGCUGCUCACUUGCGUCCCGGUGGACGCCUCGCGCUACUUCUUCGACGAGUGGAUGUUCGGCAAGGUGGGCUGCAAACUGAUCCCUGUCAUCCAGCUCACUUCCGUGGGAGUUUCCGUGUUCACUCUCACUGCCCUCAGCGCCGACAGGUACAGAGCCAUCGUUAACCCCAUGGACAUGCAGACCUCAGGGGCACUGCUGUGGACCUGUGUGAAGGCCAUGGGUAUCUGGGUGGUCUCCGUGUUGUUGGCAGUUCCUGAAGCGGUGUUUUCAGAAGUGGCGCGCAUCAGUAGUUUGGAUAAUAGCAGCUUCACAGCAUGUAUCCCAUACCCUCAAACAGAUGAAUUACAUCCAAAGAUUCAUUCAGUGCUCAUUUUCUUGGUCUAUUUCCUCAUACCACUUGCUAUUAUUAGCAUUUAUUAUUAUCAUAUUGCAAAGACCUUAAUUAAAAGCGCACACAAUCUUCCUGGAGAAUACAAUGAACAUACCAAAAAACAGAUGGAAACACGGAAACGCCUGGCUAAAAUUGUGCUUGUCUUUGUGGGCUGCUUCAUCUUCUGUUGGUUUCCAAACCACAUCCUUUACAUGUAUCGGUCUUUCAAUUAUAAUGAGAUUGAUCCAUCUCUAGGCCACAUGAUUGUCACCUUAGUUGCCCGGGUUCUCAGUUUUGGCAAUUCUUGUGUCAACCCAUUUGCUCUUUACCUACUCAGUGAAAGCUUCAGAAGGCAUUUCAACAGCCAACUCUGCUGUGGGAGGAAGUCCUAUCAAGAGAGAGGAACCAGCUACCUACUCAGCUCUUCAGCGGUGCGUAUGACAUCUCUGAAAAGCAAUGCUAAGAACAUGGUGACCAAUUCUGUUUUACUAAAUGGGCACAGCAUGAAGCAGGAAACGGCACUGUGAUUUUGGCCAUUCAACUCACUACCUGGAGAGAACUUAGUAACUGUUAAAAUUCCUAUUCAGCAGAUCAGAACUAAAUAAUUAUCGUAUUCUUGCUGUUACUUAGCUAAUUUAUUAGGCAAUUGCACGAUUGACUCAGAAAAUGCAAGACAUUUUUUCUCUACACUAGACUUUAUUUUUUCUCUUUUCAUUUCCUAGUAAUUAGAAUAUGAGAAAAGACUUUAAAUCACUACAUAUAAUACAUAUAUGUAUAUAUAUGUAUUUGCACACACGCACGUACACACAUGUACAUUAUAUAUAUUUCACAUUAAAGAUGAUCCCCAAACCAAUGCAAUAUGUAUAAUUUAACAUUGCUUUAGUAUUUAGGCUGUUGCUAAAGCCAAUUCUAGCAUAUUUGUCUUAGGUUUUGUUUUAUCUCGAAGCAUGAAAUAAAUUUCUAUAUUGACUCAAUGAUUCAGUGAGGGUAAUAUUCAAACUCCUAUUAUUUGAAAUGCAAGUCAGAUUGUCCUGGUGAAUUUCAUUCAAUUCACAACUAUUGCAUGUAUGUGUUUGUGUAUAUAUAUAUAUAUGUAUAUAUGUACACACACACACCCACACGUCCUUCGUUUUAAGAAAAUAAUAAAAAAUUCAAAGGUGGAGCUUAAUCACAUCGGUAUUUAUUGUGAUUCUGUGAUUAAUCAUAAUUUAUAGAAAUAAUUCGUAUCUGUAACUUCUAAGUAUGUGAUUAACAGAGAUAAUGAAAUUAAUAUUAUGAAUUAUAAAAUAGGUAGGAUAUGAAUAUGAUUUACAUUAUGAAUGUAAAAUAGGUAUCAUAUGUCCCAAAUUGCAAAACUACACCUCAUAAGUUUGCAUGGCCAUCUUAGUAUACAUUGCUAAAUACUCGAAUAUUUGGAUGACUGUGUAUAGAUGUGAUAAGAUUUGUGCAAUUCCAGUGAGUUCAACCAUUUACUCAUCCUCUCUUGCAAUACCCAACUGACAAGUAUGUGGGAUCACAUUUAGGCAAUUUUUUUCUGCUUUUCCUGCAUGAUACCACAGUUUUCUCUGAAUAAAUGUCUUCUUUUUUUAAGAAAAUGCAAAUGUAUUGAUUACAUUUUAAAAGCUACCAUUUUUAGAAGCAUGUAUCAAUAAAUCUAAUAUUUAAAUCAA